This is a messenger RNA of Opisthorchis viverrini, 4894 nucleotides long. RefSeq lists its product as hypothetical. The transcript is spliced from 6 exons. NCBI's taxonomy places the organism in Eukaryota, Metazoa, Platyhelminthes, Trematoda, Opisthorchiida, Opisthorchiidae. Bases 1 to 4161 code for a protein of 1386 amino acids. Gene Ontology annotation, biological process: positive regulation of phosphorylation. Gene Ontology annotation, cellular component: cytoplasm. The record is from RefSeq and is a predicted model, not a curated record.
AUGGACUCUUGUACUCAGGGUGAAUUCGGUGUGGCGCAAAAAACUCGGCGCUUUGAGCAGACCGAUGGCGACGAGUUGGUUCAACAAUUUUGGUUCAUGCCACAGAAGCAGUCUGUGGUCAGUACAAAACUGCAGCAGUCGUUUCCGUUUUCCGGACGUCUCGAGCGAUGGGAUGAACACUUCAAAGAACAGUUUAACUGGUUUUCUUCAACACAACUGCUGGAAGAAUCCAGUGGACCUGAAUGGAACAUCGACACCAACCCGUCGUCAACAACAGAAUCCCAGCAUGAAAUAUCGAUACUCAAGCGCGACAAGCCUCCUGGUCCGGAUGGCCUACACUCCGCCCUGUUCAAAGAAGGGACCCUAGUCUUGGCAACGCUUCAACUGUAUUUGACUGCAAACGUUGACAGCCCGCCGUCGCGCUGCUGCAUGGAUAGUACUGUUGAAACAGUGGAUUGUGAUUCGCAAAGCGUACACGUCAAAUCCUGUCUAGUUCGUCGACCGUCCAGUUCAACAGGCCCGAAAUACGCUAGUCUAUUAACGACGCACACCACCUUGUCGUUUGAUUCACCCGCCAGUCUGUACCAGAAUCGUGACCACAGCGGGUGCUUGAGCGAUCCAUUUCCGUUUACAAACGUCAAAUCGUGCUGUUCUACCGCUAAUCGAGGCUUCUCCUCCCCUCCCAAAGGAACUCCGCUCGCCUCACUCGAACCACGACGCCGCCACUCACACAUGGAAUUGCUUAGCUUCAAACGCUCCAGUCAGUCACGAAGCCCUCCUCCCCCGGUGGAUGUGGUUAAUGCGAUCAGUGAUAAUUCGGUUCGGAAUAUGAUUGCUAGCGAAGAGGAUGAGGAAUUAAGCGACCAACUGCACCAUGUAAACUGCAGUCCGGAUGGACAUCAACUAAAUGGUGAUCUGCAAAGUCCAAUCGAUGCACCACCGUUAGCCCAAGCUGUGGUCGCUGCCCUUAAACAUCAGCAUAGUGCGUUCCGUUCUACAACGACUACCACCACCUCAACUGCAUCUUCCUCUCGCUUCUCACCAAGCUAUCUGUCGGACGAUAAUGAGGAUGAUGGCGAGGCAAAUGACGGCGAGUAUGAAGACGCUGACGACGGUGAGGUUGAGAGUGACGUUGAGGAGCUCCUUGAUCCUGACCUGGUUACCCGCUCCAUGGAACUUGCUGAUCGUGUGGCCCUCGUCACCGACGAAACUAAAUCCAUUGAACUGGAUGCCGAGAGUGGCUAUGGUGCCUCGUGUUCGUCCUCAUCCACCCGUCUUUGCCGUUCAAGUCUCAGACGAGAUAAACGUCGAUGUAAGCGUCGCAUUCAACGGAAGGCGAAUGCCGGGACAAAUACCGUCAAUGUUCUUCGCUCGGUGACCGUUGACGACCCUCAGCAGCACUCUUCUGUACAACAUCCUUCCCCCAACAUUACUCCCAAUAUUGGUACCGUUGAGCCUACAAGCGAUUCAGUCUGCGCCAGCGAGUCUCGUCGGAAUGCCGGUCGGAAUAUCGUCACCAGGCACAAAAGAAACAGGGUACGGAUUCUAGACGAUAGUAGUCCUAAACUGAGGAGUGCAAAACCUUUUCAAAGAACUGCUAGGCGUUCACAUGACUCGCUCAAUGGAUUCCACUCGUGCACAGAAGAUACCAGGUCCGAAAUGGCUGGCGAGGAUCCCAUUCACCUUCUAGAUCCGCGAGAUUCUGGUAUUGUGCUCGACUCCUCCUGUCUACGAUCCGCGAUGUCGUCUCACUCUAACCUAUACCGUACUUCUCAUAGAUAUUCUUUGGAUGAAAACAUUGUUUCUCCGUUCUCAGUUACAAAUUUCAGCCGGAUUCCGGUUGAUCGAUCCCAUGCAAACGCAGAUGAAUCCCAGUUCCUAGGGAUUCCUGAUAGCUCUUCUCCGAAUCCAGAUUUGCCUGGCGUUGGGCUGGCGCCAGGAGCUGCGAUGCCCCCGCCUGCUGAUGCGGUUCCAACUGCUUCGAUACUGGUAUCAGCUAAUUCACAAACACCUAAUGUCACAAAUCCGGCAACCUACCAAAUGCCCUUGAUUUUUUCGCAUCGUUAUCCUCCUGUGACUGUGUAUAAUGAUGCUUCUUGGCACGGUCACUAUCAUCCGGCUAUUCCCAACAUUCCCUUUGUCGAAAACCCGGAUAUUGAACAGAGUCAAUGCAGGCGAGGCAACUUACCAGCCCGGCCACAAGCAAGCGGAUGCUCCGUGGGCUCCACUGUUGCCAGUCCUUCACAUCCAGCCUUGAUUUCAAACUCUUCACCUAAUGAAAGGAUUUAUGCAUUGUCUCCCGCCCAUACGGAUCCGGGCGUGCCUGUCACAACCGGCUUCUCUGGUUUUAAUCCACCGGAACAUAUCCGGGUGCCUAGGAACCCUGAGUUUCUAAACGACGCCGCCCCUAGUGGCUGUUCACAGUCUCGUCCUACCGGACACAGGCACGAUCACCCUAUCUCUGUUGGAAACAACUGUCAUGCAAACGGUGGGUUCCAUCACUCUCCAAUCACCUGUCCUGGUCACUACUGUCGACACCAUCAUCACCUUGCCCCAUGUGCGGGCUUCCACUAUCAUCAACCCUGUCCAGUGCAUAAUGGCGAUGCAGCAGUCCAUCGUGCGCUCGCAGACAAUGGUAGCGUGCCAGACGCUUCGCACACAGAACCCGUGGUGAACGGAAAAAAGCAUGAAAACUUGUCUCGACCGAUUUUUGGCUCUCGGUCCAGAAGCCAGGCUGGCUCUCCUCCACCCACAAGGCCCAACAAAUUGCCGUCUACUGUACACAUGUUUGGCACAUGUCUAAGCGACUCACCACAACACGGGCGCAGUCAGUCAGCCAUGGAGCAACGUCGAUAUUCCGCUCCAGCCGAGCCGUUUUACGAGGUUAAUUUGGCUUCUCCCCCGAAUUCCCUGUCUUCUGGUGCCCAAGAUGUUCCACGACGUGUCAGCCUCGUAGUUGACAAUGUGCGCUUCCUAAUUGACGUGGAUCGUUUACGAGCCCAUCCGGAUACCAUGCUGGGGCGAAUGUUUGGAUCCAGCUUCUCAGAAUCCUCUCGCCUUUAUCGUGUUCAUUCACCGGACUUCACUGGACAGGAGCACGAAGACUCUGACUCCAAGGAUAAUUCACCACAAAGGCAAUAUACCACAGAACGGUCACAGUUACUUAGACAUCCACCUGAUAUUCUGCUGGCUCAGAACUCGAACAUCUCCGCUCAACUGUUCAGAGCUAUUCUGGAUUACUAUCUUCUCGGUUACAUGCUAUGUCCACCAGGAGUUUCUGUGCAAGAACUCAAAGAAACUUGUGACUACUUCAUGAUUCCGUUCAACCACCGAACUGUUCGAUGCAGUAAUCUCCGUGCUUUUUUGCAUGAACUGUCGAACGAUGGUGCACACACGAUUUUUGAACGGUUCCUCGAGGCUCAUAUUCUCUCACUCCUGGUCAAGUGUGCUCAGCUUGGUGAGCGAGAAUGUCACGUAGUCAUUGUGACCGAUGAGGAGACCAUAGACUGGGAUCCGGACUAUCCUCCGCAAAUGCCUGAGAACGAACUACAUUCCCACAUCAUUUAUAGCACUCAGAUGUUCCGUUUUCUUAAAUACAUUGAGAAUCGUGAAGUUGCUAAACAAGUGCUACUGGAACGCGGACUGAAAAAGAUCAGGAUCGGGAUUGAAGGUUAUCCCACGUGCAAGGAUCGCGUCAAAUUCCGUCCUGGUGUACGCCCCGAGGCCAUUUACAACUACGUUCAAUGCCCAUUCCUUCGUAUGUCCUGGGAAGAGGAGGAGAACAAGUCACGGCAUGUGGAUUUUCAGUGUGUGAAAAGCAAAUCGGUCAGCGAUUUGACUAGCGGGCUUGAACAGGCCGUAGUCGAUCCUCUUCCCCCUCAUUUAGCCCGUUCUCCUUUGAAUCAGCUGCGGGUAACGUCACCCCCGAAUGAUCCAAGUACCGGCCUGUCUAAUUUUGGAACUCAAGUGGACUUGCUGGAAUCGGACGGUGUGUUAGCGGUGGAUAUCGCACAGGAGAAUAGUCCUUCUCUUCCAACUGCAGAAUCUGCUAGUCCAGCCCUUCCUGAUGGUGAGCAGUCUCCAGCCCCAGCACAUUCAGCGCCUGAUUCUAGCCUAUCUUCAAAUGAGCGAUUCCAACAGGAUGAUAGCAGUAUAGCAUAAUCAAUAUCUUUCUGUUGCCUCGCCUCUUUCGAGCUGGUUGACUGUUGAUUUACUUGACCUCUGUACUAAUCGGGUAUCAAACCACGCUCACGUUACUUCCAACGCUAAUGUUGGUCUCGUGCAAUCUGACCUCCCUAGGUAUGAUUUACCCGAACUGCUCGCUGUUAUCCGCUCGUGCGAAACCUCCCCGUUCUGUGCAUACAAUCUGUGAUAUUUUGGUUGCCUCUCUCUCUAUGCGUCCGUUGCCCUGACUGUAUUUAUGGCUCGUGUUGCGAAUCCUCUGUUUCCUUUCCCGACAUUCAUUAGCAUACUUCACCAACGUACUUCAUUGUUUGUGCAUAGACUCACACCAUGUAUCCCAGCUUACACACACACUAUGAUAUUGUGGGCUGCGUUUCUUUUUCCCCACGUUUACCCUCACUUAGCUUCCUGACGAUGUUCACCUCGUAGGUUGUCGCAUACCCUCGAAUCGCCUCGUACAGCUGUUUUUCUGAGUUGUCGAGCUGAACCCUUCCAUAUAUCUGCUUCCAUUCUUAUUUCCCGUUACUCAUCUCGUGGUGCCAACUGCCUUUGUGCAUGCUCUCUGUCUCCGUAUAUGGUGCACUAUAUGUACGUUUUGUUCACGAACUGACGAGCUAUGCAACUGUUGGUUCUGAUCUGACCAGUCUUUGGGUGAGGGCAUUUUAUCACCUGUAUGCGAUCUGCGGGCAUCACGCCGCUAUGUGUUAUCUUG